Molecule: messenger RNA, 2484 nt
Organism: Mucor velutinosus
Lineage: Eukaryota; Fungi; Mucoromycota; Mucoromycetes; Mucorales; Mucoraceae
Exons: 3
Coding region: 1-2484 (827 amino acids)
Biological process (GO): microtubule cytoskeleton organization; intracellular signal transduction; protein phosphorylation
Cellular component (GO): cytoplasm
Molecular function (GO): protein serine/threonine kinase activity; ATP binding; tau-protein kinase activity
Source: RefSeq, a predicted model, not a curated record
AUGGAGUCCCCAAUACAAGCACAUCCCGAUCAAAACUACAAUAGCAACAUUCAGCAUCAUCAGCAUCACCAUCACCAUAUCAGCAGCAAUAACAGUAAUGAUGCCGCUACUCAUGCCAUGAUGAGACCCAGACGAGUGAUUGGCAAGUUUUUUCUAUCCAAGACGCUGGGUAAAGGAUCCAUGGGAAAGGUGAAAUUAGCAUUAAAUACCGAGACAAAUGAAAAGGCAACUGUCAAGAUUGUUCCCCGUAGACUCACAUUAAACAAGCCAACACCGCCCACAAAGAAAGAACGAGAUGUCGAAAUCAGUCGAGAAAUCCGUACAAUCCGAGAAGCCAACAUCAUGCUCCUGCUGGAUCACCCUUUCAUUGCUCGACUAGAUGAAAUGGUGUUGGUGGACAACUUUUAUUACUUGUUUAUGGAAUACGUAGAUGGUGGUCAGUUGUUGGAUUACAUCAUUUCACACGGUAAACUUAAAGAGAGACAAGCCAGACAAUUUGCUAGACAGAUUGCGAGUGCAUUAGACUACUGUCAUCGCAAUUCCAUUGUACAUCGAGAUCUCAAGGUGGAGAACAUUUUGAUCUCUCGGACUGGUACCAUCAAAAUCGUUGAUUUCGGCCUAUCCAAUGUAUUCUCUCCUCACUCUCAUCUGUCCACAUUUUGCGGCUCACUCUACUUUGCUGCGCCCGAGCUGUUGGAUGGUCGUAUGUACACGGGCCCUGAAGUCGAUGUCUGGAGUUUUGGUGUAGUACUGUACGUAUUGGUGGUAGGUCAAGUGCCAUUUGACGAUCCCUCCAUGGCAGGCAUGCACGCCAAAGUGAAGCAAGGCCAUGUAGAGUAUCCUGGACACCUGUCAUCUGACUGCAAAAGCUUAUUACAACGCAUGUUGGUGACACAUCGAAAACAGAGAGCGACCAUGUCGGAGGUCAUUGUACAUCCUUGGAUGAACAAAGGCUACGAUGCUCCAGUAGAAAACUACUUGCCCAAACGGAAACCACUUCAACUGCCCAUUGAUAUGAAUGUGGUGCGUGGUAUGCAAGGGUUUGAGUUUGGUACAGAAGAAGCCAUCAAAAGCGAACUUGAAGCCAUCAUUACCUCUGAAGCAUAUCAAUCCAGUGCUAGACAAGUAGAGCUGAUGUCAGAGCAACCCUUCGAGGAGGCGCCUUGCAGCCAUUUGCUUAGGCGAAGAUCAUUUUCCUAUGCCCUGAAUGAUCCUCAGUCCAUACCUGCUGCCUAUCAUCCCCUGGUCUCCAUCUACUAUUUAGUGCAAGAACGCAUGCAAAGAGAUGCUCUGGCCAAGAGACAGAUGGAUCAACAGGAAUAUCUGUCAGAUGGUUCAUCCAAGUACGAAGAAGGUACCAUUGGCGUCUCCUACACAGUACAUGGCAAGACGCACGUUCAACAACAAACUACACAGCAGGAGCAGGCUGUUGUCAAUCAUGCCUUGGAUGUAGUUCCUCUUUCGCCAAACAUCUCCCCUGAUUUUGGACGCGGGCAUCGCAGACAGAUAUCAGACGCAUCAGCCACAUCGACCCUCUCUGCAUCCACGUCUACUUCCACGAGUGGAUCCACCAACAAGCCUAAUAUUUUCCGUCGUCUUGGUCGUCGAUUGAGCAGACAUCAUCAACCAGAAGAGAAGGAGGAGGUAGAUGGACCUUUGGCGAAUACAAGACAAGGCAGACGUGAUUCAGGCGCAGUGCCAGUAAUCAUCACCAAGCAAACGGCCAUGGAAGAUGCCCCCACUGUUACUCUGAAUGGUUCUCCUGUUCUUGUUGAACAGCACUCCUUAUCAGAUGCACGCAAUGUGAGCGACGACGGUAGAUUGAGCAAAAAGUUCAACGGCCUGUUGAAAAGAGCUACUUCAGUUACAGUCAAAGAUUUGCCAUCCAGACAACAUGACACCGAGCACAAAACAACAACAGCAGCAAAGCACUUUGAUCGUCGUCCAUCCUCAGUAGUGGAGCGUCGAGGACCUGCCAGUUUAUCAGCAGGUCAAGAUGAAGAAGUAAGAAGACGACAACAUCAGCAUCCACAAGACAGAGCUAUUUCUGCUCUAUUGACACUGCCCACUAGUGAUCCCGUGCUUGCAGUAGACGAAGAGGAACAUGUGCAUCUUGACAAAAGACAGAAAGCAGACGAUGCUGUGAAAUCUGUGUAUCUAAAGGGAUUGUUCUCUGUAGCGACGACAUCCAACAAGAAAGCAUCUGUCAUUCGCCAAGAAAUCAUUCGUACCUUGAACAAGAAGAGCAUUUUGUACCGUGAAAAGAGGGAUCGAUUCGAGUGCUCUAUGGGUGGAGACAUGAUCUCGGAUGAUGAUGACACGAUGGAUACCAGUAAGGACCCUUUAGCUGUGCGAUUUGACAUUUACAUUGUCAAGAUACCCCUAUUGUGGGGUAUGCGUGGUGUGCGAUUUAGACGGGUCAGUGGGGAUCCUUGGAGAUAUAAAAAUACCUGUAGCAUGAUUUUGGAUAGCUUGAAUUUAUAA